Messenger RNA from Orbicella faveolata, 1147 nucleotides. RefSeq lists its product as uncharacterized. The record is from RefSeq and is a predicted model, not a curated record. Lineage: Eukaryota; Metazoa; Cnidaria; Anthozoa; Scleractinia; Merulinidae.
GAAAAGCAAGAGCUCUUCGCGAAAAAGGCCACGGAAAACGACCAAAUGCAACAAAAGCACUUACCGUUCAAGAUGAAGAGCAGCUAUGGAAAAACCGUGUACCUGGCGAACAAACUCCAAAGUCACUCCUUUAUACUCUAUGGUAUCUGCUCACCCUUCAUUUUGGUCUUCGUGGUGAAGAAGAAGAAAUGGGAAACAGUGGCCCGUUUGUCUCGCCAUUAUUGAAAAUCCGGAAUCCGAAGUGUGGUACAAGAAACAUGGGUGUUAAUAAGAUUGACUCCUUCAUGAAAUAUAUGGCCUUGGAAGCGGAAUUGGAUGUAGACGGAAGAAAGUUAAUCAACCAUUCGGAAAGAAAAGCGCUCGUGAAGAAGCUGAAGGCCUCGAAUCAGCCAAGAAGUGCUAUCAUCGGUGUAACAGGCUACACAAGCGAGCGUUCACUGGCAAUAGACUACCAGGAAGGUGACGAAGCAGAACAGCGACAGAUUUCAUCCAUCAUCAGCUCUCCUGUCUGCCAACAGGUUCAAAAUUGCUGUCCAGUUCUUUCCAGUUUGCCCAAUCAGCACAAUCAAUCAUACAGCGACUCCAGCCUGCCAGACAGUAGUCCAUCACUUUUUAUAGCUGUCAGGUGACGAUACAUUACGGAGCUGGUGUUGGUGGUUUUCAACAAAGCAACAACUAAACACUGGGAUGAGCUUACCCCUACCUUAUCUUAAUUUGUGGUUUCGCUUCUCCGCUGCAGUGACUGCAAAAACCGUGAUUUCAAAAUUACUUUCAUUGAACUAUUUCAUGUUGUUUGCCUUGAAUGGUUUGAACUGGUUUCACAAAAAACUGGCAAUCAUUUUUUUUUUUUUCAUUGACGUAAAAAGAUUGUUACGAAUGCAGACGCCUGUUUUUCAACCGUAACGAGAUAAAGGUCUCUUGUGCGUUACCGCAAAUUUCUCGGCUUCUAUUAUAAACAAAUAAUAGCAUGACCCGUACGUGGUAUUUUGCAAUAAUGCCGGCUCGUAAUAUUUCAAAAUUUUCCGAAUACCACCCGCCGCUUCGCGGCUCGUGGUAUUUUGGACGAUUUUAAAAUAUCACUCGCGGUAUUAUCACCAAAUACCACUACGAGUCAUGCUUUGCGCAAGACACGUGUGUUUAGUUCUGG